Messenger RNA from Penicillium taxi, 639 nucleotides. RefSeq names its product putative histone h1.3. NCBI's taxonomy places the organism in Eukaryota, Fungi, Ascomycota, Eurotiomycetes, Eurotiales, Aspergillaceae. The transcript has 2 exons. The coding region runs from base 1 to 639 and encodes 212 amino acids. The record is from RefSeq and is a predicted model, not a curated record.
AUGGCUUCCCCCAAGGACGCCAUGAGCAUGGUUGUUUCCAAAGACACCGUGAAGGACACCGCAAAGACAACUACCGCAAAAGACACCAAGAUCCUGGGCCUCAGCAUGGCCGAGGCCAGAAUCAUUCUUCUGGCCACCCUCUGCUAUGAGAAGUCUCCCAAAAUGGACUGGGACAAGUUGGUCGCCAAGUCUGGCUACACCUUUCGCAGCGCGCAGGUGACUUUCAACAAGGCACGCCGAACCUUUGCGAGUAUCAAUGACAGCGAUUGUGAUGGUACCUUGGUUAAAUCAGGUACAAUUGAUGCUGCCAUCGACAAUGAUGGCGUCAAUGUUAAUGUCGGAGACGCUCCCUCAUCUUCUCCUGCACCUUCGAAAAGUCAGGCCAAGCCCAAGAAGGCCACUCGUAAGCGUGGCUUUAAGAAGACCCUCGAGUUUGAAGGUCCUCACAACGUUGUGAGCGGCAUGUCUGAGGAACUCACUGUUCCAUCCACUCGUAAGCGCAAGCUUCCCGAGGUCUUUGACAACAUUGAGGAAUAUACCGUGGACCAGUUUGGAAUGUUCUUCAGCAGCGAGACCACCGCACUGGAGGCGACUGAGCCCCAGGCUACUGGUUUUGAGGCUAAGGAGCACCUCGCUUAG